Messenger RNA from Pistacia vera, 2145 nucleotides. RefSeq names its product nucleobase-ascorbate transporter 6. Lineage: Eukaryota; Viridiplantae; Streptophyta; Magnoliopsida; Sapindales; Anacardiaceae. Gene Ontology annotation, cellular component: plasmodesma; membrane. Gene Ontology annotation, biological process: transmembrane transport. The coding region runs from base 283 to 1878 and encodes 531 amino acids. The transcript is spliced from 16 exons. The record is from RefSeq and is a predicted model, not a curated record. Gene Ontology annotation, molecular function: transmembrane transporter activity.
UCAGUUCAGUUGUUCUCUCUCUCUCUCUCUCUCUCUGCUUUAAAGUGAAAGCAUAUUUUUGGUGUGGGACGUGAUUUAUUGAAAGUCUUGACUUUUGAUGCAAUUUCACUUGAUUUUGCUUUGAAAGAUUGUUAAAAAGUUGAAAAGACCUCUCUAGGCUCUGGUACAAGGAGGCUUACACUUUUCUUACUUUUCACACACAACCCCCAGCUCCAUUAUUCUCUACUUCACUAUCUUUGUGGGUACUGCUAUACAUUUUUAGAGGAGGAGAGAAGCAAGAUCAUGUCUGGCGGCGGAGCAGCAAAACCACCCCCUGAGCCACAGCCACACCCCUCAAAGGAUCAGCUUCCCAACAUUUCUUAUUGCAUUACUAGUCCUCCACCAUGGCCUGAGGCUAUUCUUCUUGGUUUUCAACAUUACCUUGUGAUGCUGGGGACGACAGUUCUCAUUCCGACGGCGCUUGUUCCCCAGAUGGGAGGUGGAAAUGAGGAGAAAGCUAAGGUUAUCCAGACACUGCUCUUUGUUGCUGGUUUGAACACAUUGCUGCAAUCAUUUUUUGGGACUCGACUACCAGCUGUUAUGGGAGGGUCUUACACUUUUGUCCCUACAACAAUUUCAAUUAUCCUUGCUGGUCGAUUCAGUGAUGGUGCUGACCCUGUUGAGAAAUUUAAGAGAACCAUGAGGGCAAUCCAGGGUUCUCUCAUUGUUGCAUCGACUCUUCAGAUUGUCCUAGGCUUCAGUGGGCUUUGGCGUAAUGUUACAAGGUUUCUAAGCCCACUUUCAGCUGUUCCUUUAGUUGCUCUAGUGGGUUUUGGGCUGUAUGAGUUUGGUUUUCCGGGAGUUGCCAAAUGUGUGGAGAUUGGACUGCCUCAGCUUCUCCUCAUAGUAUUUAUUUCUCAGUAUUUGCCCCAUAUCAUAAGCCGAGGGAAAAAUAUCUUUGAUCGUUUCGCUGUAAUAUUUUCUGUGGUUAUUGUGUGGAUCUAUGCUCACCUACUCACAGUGGGUGGGGCCUAUAAUAAUGUUGGACCUAAAACUCAAGCUAGCUGUCGAACUGAUCGUGCUGGACUUAUAGAUGCUGCUCCCUGGAUAAGAGUUCCUUGGCCUUUCCAGUGGGGAGCACCCGCAUUUGAUGCUGGUGAAGCCUUUGCAAUGAUGAUGGCCUCAUUUGUUGCUCUUGUUGAGUCCACUGGUGCUUUCAUUGCGGUGUCAAGGUAUGCAAGUGCAACUCCCAUGCCACCUUCAGUUCUCAGCCGUGGUGUUGGUUGGCAGGGAGUUGGCAUUUUGUUGUCCGGAUUAUUUGGGACUGUGAAUGGAACUUCUGUAUCUGUAGAGAAUGCUGGUCUUUUGGCCUUGACAAGAGUUGGAAGCCGAAGGGUUGUCCAAAUAUCUGCUGGCUUUAUGAUUUUCUUCUCUGUUCUUGGGAAAUUUGGAGCAGUAUUUGCUUCAAUACCAGGACCCAUUAUUGCAGCUUUGUAUUGCCUUUUCUUUGCUUAUGUGGGUGCUGUAGGUCUUAGCUUCCUUCAGUUCUGCCACCUCAACAGCUUUCGAGUAAAGUUCAUACUAGGCUUCUCCAUCUUCAUCGGUUUGUCUGUGCCACAGUACUUCAAUGAGUACACUGCCAUUAAUGGAUAUGGUCCAGUUCACACAAGUGCAAGAUGGUUCAACGACAUUGUAAAUGUUCCUUUCUCAUCAGAACCAUUUGUUGCGGGUAUCGUAGCAUUUUUCCUGGAUAACACACUUCAUAAAAAGGAUGGUCAAAUCAGGAAAGACAGGGGUAAGCAUUGGUGGGACAAGUUCAGAUCCUUCAAGGGUGAUACAAGGAGUGAAGAAUUCUAUUCCCUGCCCUUCAAUUUAAACAAAUAUUUCCCAUCUGUGUGAUUGAGGCAGCACUAAGUUAAGUCGGUUUUAGCAAAUAUUGCUCUCCCAAAUGUUUUCUGGAGCUCUUUGUGGAGACAUAUUAAAUAUCUUCAUGUUCUCUCUUGUGAAAUCUAAUCACACGCUAUAUAGCAGUAAAAGAUAGUAUGUUUCUCUAUAGGAUGGUCAAAGAACAUUUGUCGAAUUGUUUUGUUUUUUUCUUUCUGUAAAUCCAAUGCAAGACGCUGAUUUGAGGUAGCAAUGAUGCUGUUAUAUUGCCUUUCUCAUUCA